Ruditapes philippinarum (Manila clam) is the source of this 3012-nucleotide messenger RNA. Its product is annotated as putative N-acetylated-alpha-linked acidic dipeptidase. The transcript has 18 exons. The record is from RefSeq and is a predicted model, not a curated record. Bases 16 to 2400 code for a protein of 794 amino acids. Gene Ontology annotation, molecular function: carboxypeptidase activity. Lineage: Eukaryota; Metazoa; Mollusca; Bivalvia; Venerida; Veneridae.
UUAUGUCUUUUCAGGAUGCCGUCAAAAGGACGUUACACGGCGGGAAAACAAGUGUCACGGUAUGAAGCGGAUUCCGAGAAUAUUGACAUAGAAUAUAAAAACCUCGAAGGUCAAGGUCACAGUGUCUGGUGUUCAAACUGCACAUGCCCGCUAGGGGACAAGAAACCUUUGGUUAUAAAGGCUUUGACAGUAACUGUAGUGUUUGGUAUAGGACUUGUGAUAGGUUUUCUGUUAAGAAAGACGGUGUAUAGCAGUAAUGAAGAUUUACCAAUAUAUGAAAAGCCCAACACAAGCAGCAUUUACAGUAUCAAACAGGAUUAUGAUAGGGAGUUUAGUAAGCUGAUACAAGACGACUUGGAAGAUGUUUAUAAUUAUGAAGAUCAUAUGAAGAUAAUUACCCGUUGUGUUCACAUGUCUGGCGUUGGGUCAGCCAACAAGCUUCUGGACUACGUUGAACAAAAAUGGAAAACGUUCCCGUUUGACGCCGUAAAGGUCAAGAAGUACAACGUUACAUUGUCGUAUGCGAAUUAUACAAACAUGAACGCUAAUCUAGUGACGGUGCAGACAGCGAAUGGUUCUCUCAUUUUCCAUAGUCAAUACAACACAUCAAGUUCACAUCCGGAGUACUUGCCAUUUAGCGCGUAUUCGCCAUCCGGAAAAGUGACGACGAACAAUGUGGUGUAUGGACAUUACGGACGGCCGGAGGACCUACAAGUGCUGGUUGAAAACAACGUAGACAUCAAAGACGCAUUAUUGAUAAUAAGAUACGGCCGUAUCCAUCCAGCAAGUAAGGUUAAAAAUGCUGAACGGUACGGAGCGGCGGCAGUUAUACUUUAUUCUGACCCAGCGGAUUAUGCUAACAACCAGUCGACGGUAUAUCCGGAGAGUUGGUGGUUACCGGGCUGGGCGGUACAAUUGGCACAUGUUCGAUACAAUCUCCUCGGCGACCCUUCAACACCCGACUACUCCUCUAUAACGGGUAUACAUCAUAAGUCAGAGGUCAAGUCACAUUUUCCGAAGAUACCUGUCCAGCCGGUCAGAUAUGAAGACGCAAGAUUUCUUCUCAGCGAUAUGGCUGGUCCAAUCGUGAAGAACGAAUGGUUUGGAGGUCUCAAUUUGACAUAUCGGUUAGGACCCGGAUAUACAGAUGAUAGAAAAGUUGUAUUGCAAGUUGAAAAUAUGAUACAAGAAAGACUUAUUUCAAACAUACUGGCUGUAGUAAAAGGGCAUUACGAAUCAGACAAAUAUGUAAUAAUUGGAUCACACAUAGACUCAUGGAUUCAAGGCGGUGUGGACUCGGGUACAGGUUACACGGUCAUACAAGAACUUGCCAGAACGUUCGCCUACCAUAUAGGAAAAGGGUGGCGGCCGCGUCGGACGAUCAUAUUUGCAUUAUGGGACGCAUCUAAAUAUGGUAACAUAGGCGCUUAUGAAUGGGUUCAGGAGCAUGAGCGGCAACUCGUGGCAGGUGCUGUAGCGUACAUUAACCUUGAUGCUUUAAUUCAAGGGAACUACAGUUUUGCUGCCGGUGCGAGCCCUCUGUUACACUCCAUGAUCUUCAACGCCACCCAGACAGUCCAGCUUAAUUGUACAAACACCGCUUGGUGCACGAAAGAGUCCACAGUGUACAGUAAAUGGGUGCGAAGUUUCCCGGACCCACAAAAUGAUAAGCCUAGGUUCAAAUCGUUAGGAGAUGAUAGUGACCACGCCCCUUUUGCAUACAGAAUUGGCGUUCCGGUUUUGUUUCCUCAGUACACAUUUAAUGAAACGAAAUAUCCAUUCCUGAGCACCUACCCUGCAAUAGGAGCACUCGAAGAUACAAAAGACUACGUAGAAAACUUCAUAGAUCCGAACUAUAUACUUCAUAUCACCAUGACGAAAGUUCUUGCUGACGUCAUCCUGAGAUUGUCAGAUUCCGCUAUCUUGCCAUUUGAUUUACAGAGUUUUAUAGAUUUUGUUGAAAACGGAAAGAACGUUUUAUCCGAAAUGAUGACGGUUUUGGCAUCGAUGGGCAAAACAUUAGACAGCACGGAGUUAUGUACGAAGGCCAUAGACAGAUUCACUAAUGCAGCUACAAAUUUUAAAUACAAGAUGAACAAUAUCGACAUAACACAAUUUAGUGAAUUUGAUUUAUAUAUUCUCAAUAAUAAGUUGAUACAACUAACACGUGCAUUUAUAUCCGAAGUUGGUCUGCCUGGAAACAAACAUUAUAGAAACAUUUUAUUAGCGCCGGAUCCUCUUGACUUGAAGAAGGAGAUAACAUUCCCAGGAAUUUACUGGAGCGUACAUUCGAAUUAUAAUUCAACGGAAAUGAUUGAGCAUCUUAACGAACAGAUAUCAUUAAUCGUUCUCAGUCUCAACAGAGCGACAGACAUUUUGAAUGAUGCGAUGGUCACGUGAUAAUGACGUCACAUGUAAAGCUGGAUAAUGAAGUUGGGAUACAAAAUGUUUAAAAAUGGUCUGUGUUUUUGCUAUGUUGGAAGAAACCGCAGAUUGAAAGUAAAAAGUCAAGAAAGUAAGAAACGUGCUGGCCUGUCAAGAAAGUAUGAAUUGAAGAUUGAUUAAUUAUUUAAAUCUUGGUAAAAUAUUAAAUGGGUAGAAUAAGAUACUUGAAUCAAAAUGUAUCCAUAUGUUCCUGGUAAAAGUGAUCAUACUCUUAUAAUAUGAUGUUAAUUUCUACCAAAUUUGAAGUGUGUAAUGUAUAAUGAACUUCUCACAUGAACAUAACGACACAAAAUACUAUAAACACGUGAAAGUCGUGCAAAAUGUUUUUCUAUACAUGGAAAACUACAUUGGCGGGAAAAUGAAAGGGAAUAGAUAUUUGCUCUACACAAACUCUUAUCCAUUAUUAUUUAUUGGUGAAUUUGCAUAUUUAUGUCAUUUAGGCCUUUUCUAAAAGGUCAAAGGCCAAACAAGGCAGCUGGCGCGUGCCGCAUUAUACUAGGGCCAAACUGUCUCAAAGACAACAUAGGUUGCGCGUUAGAAAAAUAUCGUUACGUCAUUAUUAUACUU